Messenger RNA from Microstroma glucosiphilum, 1836 nucleotides. RefSeq lists its product as hypothetical. The coding region runs from base 77 to 1816 and encodes 579 amino acids. Gene Ontology annotation, molecular function: phosphatidate cytidylyltransferase activity. The transcript is spliced from 2 exons. The record is from RefSeq and is a predicted model, not a curated record. Lineage: Eukaryota; Fungi; Basidiomycota; Exobasidiomycetes; Microstromatales; Microstromataceae. Gene Ontology annotation, cellular component: endoplasmic reticulum membrane.
CGACGCUGAAGAAGAUGUCACCCCUUCACCUUCUGCCGCUCCCGUAUUCAACAAUGGCAGCGAUAGUCCUGCAAGGAUGACUCGUACACAGCAGAAGAAGCUAGCAAAGGAGGCAAGAGAAGCAAAAAAGUCGCAAAAAGCAGCCACUUCGCCGCCCAUUUCCAGCGCUGAAAAGGUUGAGAAUGGAUUGGGCGAGGAGAGGGCUGGCUCAGGACCAGCAUCUGAGGCGGUGGAGGAUGUCAAGGAGGCGCUGUCCAGUGCAGGUUCGGAUCCAGUCGUAGAGGUUCCUGCUACCGGUGACGGCCCUCGCCAGGCUCUUUCCCCACCUUCAGCCGUUGCGUCUACCCCAUCCAAGGCCGAAACCACUUCGGAGCCAGCUGUGACACGCUCUGCUACUGCUGCAAAGAGUACGUCGACCUCCUCGUCAACUCUUGCUCCUCCCGGCAAAGAGCCCGCUCCACGGUCUGCUACCCCAUCUGCCGAGGAGAAGCGCUUGGCUGACAAUGCUGCUUACUGGAAGAAGGUCCGCGAGCGUGCUAUCUUUGGCUUCCUGAUGAUCGGAGGAUUCAUCCUCGCUAUGGUCCUAGGUCACCCCUACAUGAUCGUAGUGGUCCUCGGAUUGCAGACCCUCGUCUAUCGUGAGGUGACUGCCCUCUUUGAGAUCCCUGGUCGCCCUUCCAUCACUGGAGGAGCACCUCGACGAAGUCCUCUCAGCCGUCACAGCUCAAGUACCUCUGUGCCCAAGAUCCGCGUUGGUGCUAGCUCCAACAUCGACGAGUCUGCACAGGCUAGCGAGGAUGAGGAAGACUUCCGUGCCGAGGUGCGGAAGGAACUAGUAUGGUCCAAGACGCUGAGCUGGUACUUCUUCACCGUCGCAAACUACUUUUUGUACGGCGAGUCUCUGAUCUACUACUUCAAGCACAUCGUCUUCAUCGACUCGUACUUUAUCCCCUUUGCCAAGCACCACCGCUUCCUCUCCUUCCUCCUCUACAUCAUCGGCUUCGUCGGCUUCGUCUCGGGCCUGAGGAGGGAAAAUCUGAAGCACCAAUUUGGUCUCUUUGGCUGGGUACACAUGAGUCUACUCCUCAUCGUCUUCUCAUCGCACUUCCUCGUGAACAACAUCCUCGAAGGUCUCAUCUGGCUCUUCGUACCAGCCUCGCUGGUGAUCUGCAACGACGUCUUUGCCUACGUCUGUGGUAUGAUCUGGGGUAGGACACCACUGAUCAGCCUCAGUCCCAAGAAGACCGUCGAGGGCUUCGUGGGCGCAUUCGUCAUUACCGAGGUCUUUGCGCUGUUCUGGGCAACGAUUUUUCAGAGGUCGCCCUACUUGAUCUGCCCUGCCAUCUCUUUGGGCAUGAACGCAUUCCAAGAUAUCCACUGCACUCCCAACUCGGUCUUCGAAUGGCGCGCCUUUAUCCUCCCGGAGUCCCUCUCCUCUCUCCUCAGCUCCACCUUCCACUUCACUCUAACCUCCAUCCCUUAUACCGAAUUCCAAUUCCACUCUCUGGUAAUGGCCGCCUUUGCCUCUCUAGUCGCACCCUUUGGCGGCUUCUUUGCCUCGGGUUUCAAGCGCGCAUUCAACAUCAAAGACUUUGGAGAUUCCAUUCCAGGUCAUGGAGGACUGACGGAUCGAUUUGAUUGUCAAUUCCUCAUGGGAUUAUUCUCCUAUGUGUACUACUCGAGUUUGAUUAGGGAACAUAGAGUUACAGUGGGAAGUGUAUUGCAGACGGUCGUUACGCACCUCACCGCAGAGGAACAGAUUGAGGCCUAUAGGGAGAUUGGAAGAUUUUUGGCUGGGAGGGGAGUGGCCGUCUAAGGAGAAAUCGAGAAGUGCAG